AUCUCUGAUGAUUUCGUCAGAGGGAGACGCUCUUCUGAGAUAUCAUGUUAUGAAGAGAAAUAACGAGGAGGAGUAUUUAGCGAAACUUCCAGAAGAUAAGAAGCAAAAGAGAAAGGUUUACGGCCAACGCUAUAGCUUGACGGAUGAGGAAUCCAUCCGGAAUGAUUACAGUAUGGCAUACGUAAACCAACUAGUGAGACCACAAGAUCAGAUUAUAAAUCCACAUAGAGAAGGUAGAUUCGCUGAGUAUCCACGGCAGAAGCAGCUACUCAAGCUGAAGGAUAGUUUAGUAGAGGAGUACGCUUACCCACCGGUAUACCUACCAUUUGAUUUGGUGGAUGCUAUACCGAAAUCUCCAACAACACCCUCAUCUUUAUUUGACGCUAUCGACAUUGGUACCAAGUUUGACGUUAUCAUGAUUGAUCCACCGUUACCAAAUUCACGAUCAUCGAAAUUGGAAGGCAGACAGUGGACCUGGGAUGCCUUGGCUACUCUUCCAAUCAGGAACCUCUCCGCUGACCCUAGUUUCGUCUUUGUCUGGGUUGGUAGUGGAGGCGAAGACGGUCUCGAAAAGGGAAGAGAAUUGCUUGCUAAGUGGGGCUUCCGGAGGGCCGAGGAUAUUAUCUGGGUUGAAACUACUCCAGAGGGUCACAAGGAGGAGGACACAAGUGAUGUCCCUGAUAACCUCUUCAAACGCACAAAACAACACUGUUUGAUGGGUAUUAGAGGCACAGUGCGGCGUGCAUUAGAUUCACACUUUGUGAACUGCAAUAUAGAUGUCGAUACAAUCAUCGCAGAGUCAGCAAGUCGUAAACCAUCCGAGCUGAUGGCACUUAUAGAAACAUUUUGUUUGGGUACCAGAAGAUUAUGCCUCUUCGGCGAACCAGAGAAUGCUCGCAGAGGAUGGCUUACCGUCGGCAUGAAAGGAUCUAAUAAUGAGACAUAUAGUCCACCAGAGGGUGUUGAUAUGUUUGACAGUAAGCAAUGGUCAGAGCGUUUUCCAAAUAACAAAGCAAAUUUGGUUCCACUGACGCCUGAAAUCGACAGCUUACGACCAAAAUCACCGAAUCGUUCAAACAACAAUAGUAGGAAUGGAACUCCGAAAUCUGAUCCCCGCACGCCCCCAUUUGCGACACGUCCUGUGGGUUCUCCAUAUGGUACACCACCGAACAUGCCAUACAAUCCACAAUUUAACGCUCAAAUGCGUUAUCAUAUGCAACAGCAGAUGCAGCAACAAAUGCAACAACAAGUGCAGCUUCAAAUACAAAUGCAGUUGCAAAUGCAGGCACAACAAGCUCACAUGCAGAUGUUUGGAGGCGGUAAUCUUUACCAAGGUGUGCAAGCAGUACCACAAAUGUAUUAUCCGCCAGUUAAUACGACGGGAACGAUCUAUCCAUUGUCACCGCAAAUGCCGAUAAGUUUAGGAUUUGACGGGAACACGAACAAUAGAAGACACGCAAAGACGCCAUCAAACAGCAAUCAGAACAAUAUAAAUCGCAACAGGAACUAAAUAGUUUUUUCUCUUAUUUGUAUUAACGUGUAUUUGUAUUACUAU
This is a messenger RNA of Wallemia mellicola CBS 633.66, 1555 nucleotides long. RefSeq names its product MT-A70-domain-containing protein. The coding region runs from base 8 to 1510 and encodes 500 amino acids. The record is from RefSeq and is a predicted model, not a curated record. Gene Ontology annotation, cellular component: nucleus; RNA N6-methyladenosine methyltransferase complex. Gene Ontology annotation, molecular function: mRNA binding. The transcript is spliced from 2 exons. NCBI's taxonomy places the organism in Eukaryota, Fungi, Basidiomycota, Wallemiomycetes, Wallemiales, Wallemiaceae.